Molecule: messenger RNA, 633 nt
Organism: Cinclus cinclus
Lineage: Eukaryota; Metazoa; Chordata; Aves; Passeriformes; Cinclidae
Gene: GPX8
Product: glutathione peroxidase 8 (putative)
Exons: 3
Coding region: 1-633 (210 amino acids)
Biological process (GO): response to oxidative stress
Molecular function (GO): glutathione peroxidase activity
Source: RefSeq, a predicted model, not a curated record
AUGGACCCUCUCACAACUGGUUGUGCUCUGAAAUACUCAGUGCCCAAAGCCAGGGUCUUUGUUGUCUUCCUGUCAAUGGUUUUGUGCACUACCAUUCUCUGCCUGCUGCAACUCAGGUUUUUUAAACCUAAAAUCAAAGAUUUUUAUUCUUUUGAAGUCAAGGAUUCACGAGGAAGGAUCAUUUCCUUGGAGAAGUACCGAGGGAAAGCAACUUUGGUUGUAAACGUGGCCAGUUACUGCCAAUACACAGACAAAAAUUACAUCGCACUGCAAGAGCUGCACAGAGAGUUUGGUCCCUCCCACUUCACUGUGCUGGCGUUCCCCUGCAACCAGUUCGGAGAAUCGGAACCCAGUUCAAGCCAGGAAAUAGAGUCUUUUGUCAAAGGAAACUAUGGAGUAACAUUCCCUGUUUUCCACAAAAUCAAGAUCCUAGGAUCAGAAGCAGAUCCCGCCUUUAAAUUUCUAAUAGAGUCUUCAAAGAAAGAGCCUCGAUGGAAUUUCUGGAAGUACCUUGUCAGCCCUGAGGGUAAAGUUGUGAAAUUCUGGAGACCCGAAGAGCCAAUGGAAAGUAUCAAACCAGAAGUAACAUCAUUAAUCAGGCAGAUUAUCAUGAAGAAAAGAGAAGACCUCUGA